Verticillium alfalfae VaMs.102 is the source of this 1116-nucleotide messenger RNA. RefSeq lists its product as hypothetical. The coding region runs from base 1 to 1116 and encodes 371 amino acids. The transcript is spliced from 3 exons. NCBI's taxonomy places the organism in Eukaryota, Fungi, Ascomycota, Sordariomycetes, Glomerellales, Plectosphaerellaceae. The record is from RefSeq and is a predicted model, not a curated record.
AUGGCACCAGUACAGGCCAUCAACGUCCUCGAUCCCAUGCAACUGCGGCAUCGUGCUCAGAGGCCAACACCACCGCCGAGCCACCGCCGCACCAGACAGCAUGCCAAGAGCCCCCUGUCCCGCUCCGAGACACCCUCCGCCGACGACCGCCCAGCCGACGCACUGUCCAUGGACGAGGACGCCCUGCUCGACUUGUGCGAUUCUGUUCGCGCCUCGCUCCGUGACAGCCAGACGCUGGGUGCUCGGGCCUCUCACGUAUCCAAGAUUCUUCAUUCCUUCCUCGAGGCGGAGAACCAAUCGAUCCCUCUCGUCGAUGCCGCCGUCAUCAGACAUGCAUGUCUCGAUAAGCUCCUCGCAGACAUCAUCGCCGCGCCGAGGAGCCCCCCUGCCGCCGAGGGUGCGCCGUCGCCGUCAAGCCUCGAUGUGACGACGGCACAGCGGCUCAAGAAGGCCUGGGAGACGAGGUUUCGCGAUGACUACUUUUCCAUGGACGACGCCCGCCUCAGAUCGCUGCAGCACGGACGCCUCAAAGACGUCGACCACGCCGUGCAGCAGAAGGACCAAUUCGAGAGAUAUAUCGCCCGCGCCUCGUGCUCCGACUCGGCCGUGGUAGACUUUGAACCUGGACACUGGUGGCUCAACCUGGCUUGCGCCCACCGCAACGGCAUCGUCGGUAACGCGCACGAAAGGCCGACUAAAGACCGCUACGGCGUCGCGGCCCUGCCCCUGUUGACCGGCACCGAGGAGCAUCUCGGCGGCAACAUGUACAGGUACUGCCGCGAGGGGAAACUUUCCGACAUGCACUUUUCCCUCAUGUCGCGGGUCGGCACGCAAAUUCGCCUACUGAGGGGCUACCGGUUGAAGAGCCUGUAUGCGCCGGCCGCCGGUCUGCGCUACGACGGCGUCUUCGUCAUCCGCGCCUACAGCACGAAGCGUGACACAGUGUCAGAGAAGCACCGCCUCGAGCUCACGCUCGAGAGGCUGCCAGGCCAGACGCCCAUGGCCGAGGUGCUCGCCGUGCCGCGGCCGUCGCAGCUGGACGACUGGGCGCUGUACGAGACGUGCGAGGCCGAGACGACGCGCAGGCGGAUGGGGCCCCGCUCGUUCAUGGAGUAG